GCAGUGAAACAUCCCGUCAAUAAUUCUAUUCUCAGCGCGCUUCGAUAUCAAGCACAUCCGAUGAUCCGUUACAAGAGACAGAGAAAGGGAUUCACACUUUGGGACGAAUAAAGCACUACUCAUCGAAUUUACAAUCAUCGAACCAACAUCGAAUUAAAAUUCACUGUGCGUUUUAUUGUCCCAACAAAAUAUAUGGAAUGCAAACGAAAGAGAGAAUAAAAAACAACAACAUGUUUUGUUAGCUAGACAAAAGCACUUGUUAUCAUCAGCACAUAUUCAUACGAGCGAAAAAUAUUAGUUCGACUGUUGUGAAUAGAGACUGUGUUUCCCCUACGUAUUUUUAGCGUCACUUAAACACACAACUGGAAUGUGUAUACCAAAAACGUGAUACGAUUGAGUGAAUACAAUUCGCUUGAAUUCGAACUAAAAAUAUUCUUUUUUAUUCGCACAAAAUGCUCGCAAUGCAAAGGACAGGCAAAUAGAAAGCAAGAGAGAGAGAGAUAGAGAGAGUGUGUGUGAGAGGGGGAAAAAUACAAGAGUCCCGAUUGAGAAAUUUUGAUUUCGAGCAACACGAACAACGGCCAUUGAUUAUGUUAUUUUUAUAUAGAAUUCGAAACGAUACCGGCACUAAACCGCUACGCAUCAACACGUUCAUCAUUUUGUUUUUUCUCUCUCGCUUCCUAUUGACAUACGAAUAAGAGAAAAACAUUUCCCACGCUGACAAUCCACACGUUGCUUUCGGCACAAGUGAUUCGGCAAGCAGAAAAAAAAAUAGCAACCGAAUCAUUCCAACAGAACAAUCUGAACAGAAUAAACAAAGCACUUUUCGGUUUGUUGGGUGAAUAGCAAACGGAAAACGUCGUGCUGUUUGCAAGCGAGUCAAAGCGUUGAGCAUAGAACAAUCGUUGCGACAGAGUUAUGAUAGAAAACAUAACAAUAAAUAAAUCGAAAGUGGACGCGACUGUUGAGAGUGAGAGAUGUUUCAUUCAAUGCGCCCGAUUCACAAUUUGAAUGUCACAUAAAUUUAUUUUUAAAUUCAUGAAUGUGAAUGGAGUUUGUUGGUGCGGUUGCUGUUGUUGUGUUUUGAGUUGAUUUGCUUUGCUUUGGGCCGGUUUCUUUGGUUUAGACAGCUUAUUCGUCAUCUUCGCAGUUCAUUUGAUGCACCUCGCAUCAAGCUCAUCGCAAAUCAGUGUGGCUCUCAAUUUCGUGAAAGUGAAAUGUGAGUGACGACGAACAACAAGAAGAUCGCGAUAGCGUGAGCUACACCGCAUUACAUCACAAAUCACAUUCAGUUUUCAGUUGGUGCUAAACCAUUCAAGUGCUAACCAUUUCUAUUCAGUCUUCCGUCCGAGUCGUUUGUUUGUUUUUCUGUUCAGUGUUCGUAUCCUAAAUCAAUUUCCAUCGGAAAUGGUCAUCGAGUUGUCAGUUUCAGGCGAAACGCAUAAACCAUAUUUGCUUUGUUACGGUGCUUGAGUGAAUUUGAAUUGGGUUGGGCAAUUUUAUGCAUUCGAAGCAAAGAAAUUUUCGAUGAUAUCUCUACUGCCAAGAAAAACAAACACAAAUCGUUCCACAAUCGUGCUGACAGAAGUGAAAACAUAAAUUUAUUGCUUCGAUUCAUUUAUUCAGUUUUAGUUUUUCAUUCUUCGUAAUAAAUAAUUCAAAUUGUGCGGAACUUUUGCUGAAAUUAUUCAUGAACUGUUCAGCAAGAAAUUUUGACGUAUCAAAAGAGAAAAUCGGUGUGGUUUUAAUAACGUGCUAGAAAGAAUUAUGUCGAUGAAGUGUGAAUUUUGUGGUGAAUCAGCGGCGUUGAAAUGUGCUGGGUGUCGGCUAGUUUUUUACUGUAGUCAACAGCAUCAGAAAUCGGAUUGGAAACGGGGCCAUAAAUCGAAAUGCAAAUGUUACGAGAUAGCAGAAUGUGAUACGUUUGGUCGUUUUAUGCGAGCAAUUCGUACUAUCAAAGCCGGUGAUGUGAUUCUACGCGAAAAACCGUUGAUAUUUGGACCGAAAAUAAUUAGCGCACCGAUCUGUUUGGGUUGCAAUCGUUUUGUAGAACCGCAGGAUAUUCGAGUCAAUCAAACAGCGCCAGCAUCGUCGUCGUCCAAUCGAAAUCGCAAUCCAAAGCCAAAAGUGAAAACAGUACGAAAUUUUUACAAAUGUUCGACGUGCAAGUGGCCGUUGUGCAGUCGGGAAUGUGAAAAAUCACCAGCACACUUGGAUGAGUGCCAGUUGAUGGCGGAAAAGAAAUUUCAAUGCAGUAUCGAUUACAAUGCGCAAGAUGAAAAUCGAAAGGAAUCCGCUUACUGUGCAAUUUUGCCGCUAAGAUGUUUGCUGCAGAAGAAGAACACUAAAGAUGGAUUUCAGAAAUUCUAUCAAUUGCAAGGCCAUUUGAAGGAGCGCAUCCGAACGCCCAUGUACAGUGUGCUACGAUCCAACCUAAUCACAUUCUUCAAAACAAUUUUAUCGCUUGACGAAUUCGAUGAAAUGACUAUACUGAAAACGGCUGCUAUCUUGGAUACGAAUGCAUUUGAGGUUCGUUCCGUCGACGGAUGCAGCAAAAUCCGUGCCAUUUAUGCUGAAACAGCAAUGAUGUCGCAUGACUGCGUGCCAAAUAGCUAUCAUACAUUUGACGAAAAUAUGCAAAUUACCAUUCGAGCUGCAAUUGAAAUAAAAAAAGGUGACGUGAUUUCACUGUCAUACUGUCAACCAUUGCAUUGCACUCUCCAGAGACGCAUUUAUUUGCGACACAGCAAAUGCUUCGAUUGUUUGUGUCAACGGUGCCGGGAUCCAACCGAAUGCGAUACGUUCAUCGGGUCGUUAGUAUGCCAACGCUGUAGGUCGGCCAAAUUGUUGCCAGACAAUCCAUUUGACGAUAAAUCGGACUGGAAUUGCACGGAAUGCUCAUUUCAAGUGACCGCCACCAAUUUUCAAUUCAUCCAAAGUCGACUUCAAUUUGCCAUCGAGAAUCUUUGCAAGCAAUCACCGUAUGAUUUUGAAACAUUUCUGGAGAAAUACUGCUAUCGACCCCGUCCAAGAAACAAAACCAAUGGCAAUGCCAACGAAGAUGAUUUGAAUGCGGAAAUUUUGCUGCACGAGCACAAUACGUUUGUUCUGCAAAUCAAAUAUGCAUUAACGCAAUUAUAUGGCAAUGUUAGCGGUUUCCUUUGGCACGAAAUUGGCGAUACGGACUUAGCACGCAAAAUCUUUUUAUGUCGAGAAUUACUAGAAGUGGCGAAAAUACUUGAACCAGGACAAAGUAUUUUCCGGGGAAAAUUACUUGUUGAUUUGCAGGAAGCGCUUUAUGUACAAACGGAGCGGCAAUUAAGUAAUCGAGACAUUUCGUCUGUGGUGGCUCAUGAACGUUUCAACGAGCAACUACUGCUGCUGAAUGAGGCGAAGAGCAUUUUUGAAACGGAUGCUACCAUGAAACCAACCAUUGAGCAACGUUUUGAACAAAUAAAAAAGACAUGUAUUUAGAAUAAAAUUUCAUUUCAUCGAGCUUUCUUUUAAUUGGUCUGGUAAUUUCAAAAUUAAAGAAUGGAAACAGCAAACCAUUAAGUUAUACGAAAUAAAUAAAAAAGGAGAGUACUUGAAA
This is a messenger RNA of Sitodiplosis mosellana (orange wheat blossom midge), 3592 nucleotides long. RefSeq lists its product as uncharacterized. The transcript has 7 exons. Gene Ontology annotation, molecular function: protein binding. Bases 1768 to 3474 code for a protein of 568 amino acids. The record is from RefSeq and is a predicted model, not a curated record. Lineage: Eukaryota; Metazoa; Arthropoda; Insecta; Diptera; Cecidomyiidae.